This is a messenger RNA of Paracoccidioides lutzii Pb01, 387 nucleotides long. RefSeq lists its product as hypothetical. The record is from RefSeq and is a predicted model, not a curated record. The coding region runs from base 1 to 387 and encodes 128 amino acids. The transcript has 2 exons.
AUGCCACCGGUGACAUCAUCCCAGAAAUCCCGGGCGGAAUGCCCACCUUCAGAAGGGUGGCAUGGAUUUUUGUCCGUUUUGGAGGAUCCCGAGUCUCUUGCCAAUUUGCAGGGGGGUUUAGUUUUACUUCGCUCAGAUGCGAAAGGCACGGUAAGCACAGGCAGCAAUUCAUUUGAGCAGAAAUUGGUUCAGGGGUUUGGGCUAAGGUUGGAGGGAUUUUGCGACCGCUGCAUCGCGGCAUGGGCAUGUUGCAUUCAUAAAGGCUAUAUAUAUUAUCUGGGGCAGUUAAUCUGCCGUUUCCAUACGACGAACGGAUACGACGAAGGCACUCGCUCAAAUUUAUGGGGUUCAUCGCAGUGGCUCCCCAACGGGAAUGUCCGUAUGUGA